Messenger RNA from Drosophila rhopaloa, 627 nucleotides. RefSeq lists its product as uncharacterized. The coding region runs from base 136 to 552 and encodes 138 amino acids. The record is from RefSeq and is a predicted model, not a curated record. NCBI's taxonomy places the organism in Eukaryota, Metazoa, Arthropoda, Insecta, Diptera, Drosophilidae. The transcript is spliced from 2 exons.
UUGCGCUUGGCACUGCACAAAAUCGAUAGGUUGAAGAGUGUGGAGCAAUGCGUCCGCCGCUGGAGAAAUCUGGAAAUCGAGUAGGGCCACUAUUUCCAUAAAUGCAGCAAGGUGGCGUCCUGUUUCUACACUUGCAUGGGUCUGAUGCGGACAGUGGGAGGGGUCAAUGCCGGAAGCGAUGGGCCCUUGCCAGAGGAGGCGAUAUCCACGCUGAACCAUUGCCCUACGUACAGACAAAUCCCGGGUGUCGGAACGGGUGCAGGAUCGGCGCCGGCCAAGCGAGUGCCCGUCCUAUUCUCCACCAAUCGUGGACUCUAUUUGCGCUUGGCCCAGACACCUGCGGAUCAGAUGGAGGUGCUGACACUUCAGCCACGCGGACAGAACUACAACAUCAGCUUCUGCGAUCUGGAACGCUGGAGUACCAAUCGGGCCAAUGUGGUCAGCCUGGAGGACACCUUCACCAUUCUACAGCAGCGUAACAUGUCGCCGGAAUCUCACAACUAUCAGCCACGUCUGUGGAAAAACAAUGUCAGCUACAGCCUGAUGCACUGAACUGAAAGCACCUCAAAUCAUGAAUCGUAAACAAUAACAAUAGUUUGUAUGUAGAACUAAUUAAAAUCCUUUUUA